AUGUCGCUCUGCCUCCAAGUUUCCAGACAUCUUUUGCGCAGGGGAGCAGUCUCCAGCCUUAUAUCUCCAAAUGCAUGUAGAACACUCGUUUGCACAACCCCGAACAAGGCAAAACUCGGGACAGCUCCUCAACCCGUAACCUCUGGCCUCCUUCCGUCGUACCACUGGACAAUUGAGCGCGUUGUUGCUGUUUCCAUGCUUCCCAUGUACCCAAUCGCGUUACAGUUUGAGCCGUACUUGAUGGAGUACGUUGUUGCAGCUGCUGUCUCUCUCCACGCUUAUUGGGGAUUCGGUGGUGUCAUCCGCGAUUACGCUAUCGAGCGUAAGUACGGCCCUCUCGUGCCCAAAGCCCUUCAACUUAUCUGGAAAAUACUGUGUGCCUUCGGAUUCGCAGGCUUCACCUACUUCAACUAUUAUGACAUUGGCGUUAUCAAGGGCGUAAAGAAGCUAUGGUCAUUCUAA
Messenger RNA from Mesocestoides corti, 462 nucleotides. Lineage: Eukaryota; Metazoa; Platyhelminthes; Cestoda; Cyclophyllidea; Mesocestoididae. The record is from the annotation of a GenBank genome assembly.